Molecule: messenger RNA, 1333 nt
Organism: Quercus lobata
Lineage: Eukaryota; Viridiplantae; Streptophyta; Magnoliopsida; Fagales; Fagaceae
Exons: 3
Coding region: 231-1301 (356 amino acids)
Source: RefSeq, a predicted model, not a curated record
AGAGUCUGUGGUUCCCUUCAACAAAAUAAUAAAGGCAACAAUCUAUAUUCUAUUAUCUAUAAUCUAUAGUGGAUCCAAAUUGAUGACUCUUAAAUGAAGACCGCCCACUUUCUGAUCCGGACCAUUAAUCUUCAUGAGAAGUACUAACUUUAGCUUGGUUCGUUCAUGUUUUAAUGAAAGAAUAUAAGCAAAAAUUGGACAUCCAUUGGGACAAAGGAUUUUAAUUUGUGAUGGAAAACUCCAUUUUGUCUCGAGAUUCAAAGUUAGAAGAAAGUUUCUCAUUUAGCUGCUAUGACUUCAACACGGCUGUGUCAUUUUUCUCCGAGGAGGAAGAUUGUGGAAACGAUGAUGAUGAUGAUGAUGAAUCAUACAUUGAAAUAGCACUUGAUGAUGAUGAUCAUAAAGAUGGCAAGCAUGAUGAAGAGGCUGAUGCAUUCGAAUUGCGAAUUUCAUAUUCAUCUCCCAAUAUUGUCUUCAAUGAACUCCCCACCCAUAGUUUGACUGACACCAAAAUUCAAGACCUUGGCUUUGAGACACACACAAUAAUUGAGACCCCUUCUUCUUGUUCAUCAUCAUCAUCAUCCACUUUGAGUUGUUCUUCAACAGAAACUUGUAGUACUGGUCCACCAGUACCGCAUGUGUCUCCUCAGCCUUGGGGCAUUCACAAUUCUGCAGUUAGACAAGGGGCAGAGUUCCCAGCAGUCAACGAACAAGUCAAUACGCUCCCCUUCAGUUUGGAUGAGGAAAAUUGUCUUCCCCAGAAAAACCCGCAAAUUUUGAUCGACACCUAUCAAUGGGACUUGGUAGGGAGCAGUAAAACAUCAAAUAACAGAACAACAAUGAGUGGUGGCAUCAUGAAGCUCUUUAUCAAGUUUCGAGCCAUGAAUGUCCGAACCCUGCUAGCAACAUUUAUGAAAUCCCGCCAAGUUAUAUCUUCUCCAGGCAGCAGUGAUCACAAGAAGAAAAAGUCUAAAGAGAGGCUAGUUAAGCCUUUCGACAAGGGGCUAAUACAAAGAAAUCAGGAACAGGGUCGCAACAUCAGUAAGGACAACGAAAAAUCUCUACCAAUUGGUGAGAAAUAUCCGAGAGUGCUGGAGAUAAACUUGGACGCAAUAAAAGGUGCUGUAGAAGCUAUAAGCAUGGGCGUUGGUCGCAAAAAUAGACAGACUAGAAGCUGCCCAACUUCUAUCAAGUCCUCCCCACUUCACAAUGGUUUUCCAAGCGAGAAUAAAUUAUACUCGAAAGAAACAUCAAUUCAGGCUGCCAUUGCCCAUUGUAAAAGAUCAUUUGGUCAAACGUAAGUGUAAUUAGAGUAUUACAGAGAAAAGUUCUG